Myotis daubentonii (Daubenton's bat) is the source of this 5010-nucleotide messenger RNA. RefSeq names its product SH2 domain containing 4A (gene SH2D4A). Gene Ontology annotation, molecular function: phosphatase binding. The record is from RefSeq and is a predicted model, not a curated record. NCBI's taxonomy places the organism in Eukaryota, Metazoa, Chordata, Mammalia, Chiroptera, Vespertilionidae. Gene Ontology annotation, cellular component: cytoplasm.
GGGCAGGCCUUCAUUUCACAGACGAGGAAACCGAGUCCAGAGAAGUGGAAGUCACAGCCGAAAGUCACACAGUGCACGAGAGGCAGAGCUGGGAGUCCCGACUGGGGUCCCUUGCUGGCUGUCCUCUGAGCACCCUGUGCUGGGUUGACUUUUCCAUCUGGAAGCAGGGGGAGGAAAGAGUUCAUUCACACCAGCAGGAAUCGACAGUCUUAGAAUGGCAUGCGUAUUAUUUAGCAGCCUGGCCACAGGACAGCUGUCCGUCAGUCCCCAAGGAUCCUCUGAGCACACAAGGAAGCCAGUGUCUUUCCUUCAAGACCCACUGGUUCACUUCAGUGCUAACAAUCCAUGUUGACUCCGACAGGCAGAACGAAAAGCUAAACCCGUGAAAGAGCUUGAGCAUCUCCUCGCGGAGGUGCUGUGGGACCCUUCACACUGUGCACAUCUGCACCAUUUGUGCUAAGGCUGGUGGUUGUGUGAGAGGGGAAACUGAGGAGGAAACGUGAGCAGACAACAUCCACACCUGGGCCAGCAUGACCUGGGUGGGGUUUUUUCAACACCUGCCCUCCCUAAGCUAAUCUGCCAUGGCCAGGGUGAGGCUUCUGCCCAGAGGCACUCGGUCGCACACCUUCCGUUCAGCAUUUCCAUGGCUGCGAGGAUUGGCUGGUCUUCGUUUGGCAAGUUCACAGGCAGAGCCACAUCCGCUGAUGUUUGCAUAGAUGCUCCACUGUACGGAUGGAGGACAGUAGAGCCAACUCGCAGUCAUGCUGCCCAGCUCUGCCAUUUCCAUCUCCUCCAUCUGUGGUACCGGGCGAGUGAGGGCUGAACUCCAGGGCUGCUGUGCCCAUUAAAUGAGUGAAUGCAUGUACAGUGCUGAAGGUAGUGGCUGGCACAGCGAGUGUUCAUGAACGGCACUGUGGGCAGUAAGUUUGGUGCCAGGAACCAAGAGCCGGUGAGCUGAAUUAAUCGUCCCAAGCCUUCGGGGAUUGCUGUGAGUCUCUGGGAAAGGUCCCUCCAAGUGCCAGCCCAGGUGGGGGCACACCUGGAAGCCAUUUUCAAGAACCUUUGCCACAGGUGUAAAAGACUCCAGGCCUGAGAAGAUGCUGAAACAGAUACUGUCGGAGAUGUACAUAGAUCCUGAUCUGCUGGCAGAGCUCAGCGAAGAACAGAAACAGAUCCUGUUCUUCAAGAUGAGAGAGGAACAGAUCCGCCGAUGGAAAGAAAGAGAAGCAGCGAUGGAAAAAAAGGAGCCCCUGCCAGUGAAAUCCAGACCAAAGAAAGAGAACAGCAAAUCUGUUCAUUGGAAACUGGGAGCCGAUAAGGAAGUCUGGGUGUGGGUGAUGGGCGAACACCAUCUAGACAAACCCUACAAUGUGCCCUGUAAUGAAGUCCUUGCUGAGAGCACCCAGGCCAAAGCACAGCAGGAAGCAGAAGAGCUCAGCAAAGCUCAGUCCAAACAUUUCACCAGUAGCUUGACCACAAAAUCACACGACUGUGAUCUGCAAACACCAGGUACCUGGGAGUCUCCGAACAUCUGUAAGAAAGUGGCAGGACAGGAGGAAUCGGACCCAGGCUCGAGACCAGCACCGACCCUUAAAGAAGAGAAAACCCCAUCACCUUCCAGUUCCUCAAGAAAUAUUCAACAAAUGUUGGCAGAUUCUAUCAAUCGUAUGAAGACAUAUGGAUUUCACCAGAAGAAAGAAUCCACGAAGAAAACACAAGAUGAAGAAAUAAAACAAGUAGAUGAAGAAAGAACCAAGCAGAUUUAUAAGAGCUGGAAGGAAGAUUCGGAGUGGCAGGCAUCUUUGCGAAAAUCCAAAGCAGCUGAUGAGAAGAGACGCUCCUUGGCUAAGCAGGCACGGGAAGACUACAAGAGGCUAUCCCAGAACGGAAGGAGCAGUGAGGGACUGCAGAGCCCCUCAAGUGUCCCUCUGAAACCAAAGAGACCGCCCCUUCCACCCAAGCCGAAAUUUCUGAACCCAGCGGAAUACCCUCCCAAGCCUUUCAGAAAUCAGGCAGUGACAAGGACAGCAUCCAGCGCUGCCCAGGAGGACAUCGUCCGAUGGUUUAAAGAGGAGCAGCUGCCCCUGCGAGCAGGCUACGAGAAGACCUCCGACACCAUAGCCCCCUGGUUCCAUGGCAUUCUCACACUAAUGAGAGCAAAUGAACUACUGAGCACAUGCGUGCCGGGCAGCUUCCUGAUCCGAGUCAGUGAGAGGACCAAGGGCUACGCCCUGUCCUACCUGUCUGAGGGCGGCUGCAAACACUUCCUCAUCGAUGCCUCCACCGACUCCUACAGCUUCCUGGGCGCGGACCAGCUGCAGCACGCCACCCUGGCGGAGCUGGUGGAGUAUCACAGGGAGGAACCCAUAACCUCCCGGGGGCAGGAGCGCCUCCUGUACCCCUGCGGUCAGCGGGACCAGCCUCCCGACUACCUGGAGCUCUUUGAGUGACAGCCCCCACGUGUCAUGCUGCAGCCCCCGGCUGGGCUUUCCUGUGGACAGACACGGCUGAAAUGGACGUCUGUGUGUGAAGCCAAAAUGACCCUGCCGCAGAGCCAGUACUGACCAGCCAACAGUACCCAUGGGGUCCUACAGAAAUCCCUCUUCCGCACGAACACCGGAGUUUGAUGUUAGAGGAGAUCACCUCUGCAUCGUACGCACUCCGAACGUGAAGGGAGAUCCCCCAUUUCAGCAACUGCCUAACGUGAAGGAUACACCCUCCAUGAUGUAUAUAAGACAAAGUGAACAAAGAAGAAAUUGGAGCCUUUUAGGGAUGAAGGUGUUCUUUAAAAACCAGUAGCUCGUGGGAACUAUUUCACGGUCUCCAAGCUCUCCUUUUGCAUCAUCUCAAAAAGCCUCAGGGCCUGUUUAUAUGAAGUGACAUGCUGGCUUUAUUGACAGCUGAGAUGACUCUCCAAACACACGUCACUUAUUGUGCACGUUGGAGCCAGGAUGUAAGAGACAUAGGAAAACAAAGUCGGGCAUGUAAGUUGAAUGUGUUUAAAGUAUAGGGUGAGGGGCUUAACAGGGACAAAAACACCGCGGACUAGGAGAGCGAGCUGGUGUCUGUGAGUGUCCUCAUCCCAGAGAGCCAGGACACGGUGCCCGUCUACCUUGGCUCUACCCAGAGUGCACCAGCGAUGGAGUCUGUGCACACGUGAGGUCCUAGGUGUUAGUGGUGACUGACAUGAACACAAUAGUGAGCUGUGUGAAUGCUACUUCUUGUGGGUUGAACUGUGUCCCCCAAAAGAUAUUUUGAAGUCCUAGCCCCCCCAUACCUGUGAAUGUGACCUUAUGUGGACAUGGGGUUUCUGCAGAUGUAAGCCAGUUGAGGUCAUCCUGGACUAGGGUGGGCCCCAUAAUCAAUGCCGGGCAUCUUUAUAAAGAGAGAGGGAUCUGGGAACAGAGGCACGCAGAGAGAAGGCCCCGAGAUGACAGCAGAGACAGGAGUGAUGCAGUUACAACCCAGGGAUGCCAAGGACCACUGGCGACCACCAGGAGUUAGGAGAGCAGCAUGGACAGGCCUUAGAAGAGAACGUCGCUCCGCCGACACCUUGAUUUCAGACUUCUAUCCUCCAGAACUAUGACAGAACAAAUUUCUGUUGUCUUAAGCCACUGAGUUUAUGAUAGUUUUUAUGGCACCCCUAGAAAACCAAUACAUUUAUGUAAUUACAGAACCGGAUGUACAUUAUGUACCAUACAAAUGCGAGAUGUACAACUGCAGAUAGGCACCCCGCCCUCCUCCUAAUGAAGGGAAAACAGGAGAUGAGAAGAACCUCCCAUUGGCUCUGCUUAGCUCAGGACCAAGAAUUGCUCAGUCAGGAAUCUUCUGCCCCACUGCACCCCAUCCCACCCCCAGCCUCCAUCAGGUGAAAGGCCUGACCAAGGAGGCUCGGAGUCACCGAGAUCAUUCUCUGGGAAGAUGGAGAUCUACUCAGACUUCAGGCCCGGCUCCCCGCAUCAGCGUUGUUUUAAAGGAAGCAGACGGUGGUAGCCAUUUGAUCCUGAGGUUGUUGGUUGUAUAAAGCACCCGCUGGCAGUGUAAAAUGCAACCCGUAAAGAGGGCGGGGCGCCUGUCUGUGCAUAUAUAUGUGCGAGUGUGCAUGGGUGGAGAUGUGUACUUUAAUGAGGAAGUGUUUAAACACAGGGAGUUGCUCUGUGUUUCUUGAAAUGCUGCAUGUGUUUUCUAUUGUCUGAGAGACAACUGUCAAUUAGUGUCAAGAGCGUCUCUCCGCUUCCUCUCUGUGACUCAGCGACCAUGACGUGAGAGAAUUGCAGAGAUGAUGCCGGGCUGGAAGCCAGGAACGUCUGUUCCCGCCUCUUCCCACCAUGAGCUGCGUGGUCGGGAUAGGUCCCCUUACCUCUCUGAACCUCACCUUUCACUUCUAAUGAAAUAAAACAAGGGAUUUUAACUAGAUGAUCUUUAUGAUGUUCAUUCAGCUCUGAAAUCUUUAGGUUCUUGAAUGAAUAGAAACAUACCCUACAGUCACUAAUAAUUACGAAGACAUAUAAGAUUCCAGCAUCACCCUCUGCCUAGAAUUCUUCUGGAGGAAAUAAGUACAGUCAUGUCCAGAUAUAACUACACCAAGUGACUUCUUACUGGGGGAAGACUUAGAACACGGGAAAUGACUGGGUGAGCCUACCGUUACAAGGAGAAGCAGAUUGGAGUCCUGCACUAUUUUACCCUGUUGGUUACUGACUCUCAGAGGAAUAAGCUGUCCAGUGUUUGAUGAUAUGGUGGUGAGGACUAACACCUGAAAUUCUUAGGGAAAGAGAAGGGUUUACAGAAUUCAGAAAUUGAUUACAACUAAAUGGGUUGAGGAGGCCUGAAUUCUCAUCCCAGCUCAGCUGGUAAGACCCGGUCUCCCUGUGUCUGACCCUAGUUAUGGCCUAAGGUGAGGCCGUCCAAACCCUGGCCCUGGUCCCCUCCAUCUGUUGACUCAAGAAGCCCAGCACUUGUCUAAAAUCAGUAAAAACAGCCGUAACCGGUUUGACCAGUGGCUAGAGCGUC